UGCACUGCGACGCCGUCCCUGGGUCUCCUCCGCGCUUUGUGCGCACUGCAUCCUGGGAGCUGUAGUCUCUUUGCGUCACCGGAACCAGCCCCCAGCCAGGCUCUAGGCUAGGCAGUUGGGCCGACGCUUCCGGGCCGCGACUUUAAUGGCAAAUGAGUACCUUGCACGGGUGGGCACACCACCGAGCUGCUGAGGCUGCUGGGCCACCUGUCCGCCGCCUACGCUCCCAGACACUACGUCCUCGCCGACACCGACGAGAUCAGCGCCCAGAAGAUACAUGCCUUUGAGCUCAGUCGAGCUGAUAGAGACCCCAGCGGCGUGACAGGCCGGGGCUGCUGUGUCGCACGGAGGCUGGGAACAGGAGGAGACCCGUGGGGACGGCCAUGGGGCAGCGGUUGGAUGUGAAAGGAGAGGAAAUGGAAUUCCCAGACAGACGGUGUGGGACGGGAAGGAGAGAGGAGGCAAGCAGAGCCCGGGCCCGUGGUCGGAGCGGUGGUGAGAUCGGGGCGCCCUCCCUGACCCGGGCGCUCCGCACCUCUCUCCCCACCGAACAGGCCCCUCCGCCCGCCCGGAGAUGCCCGCCAGGCCCGCAGGCGCCCCGGUACUUCCUGCACCGCAUCCCCCGGAGCCGCGAGGUCCGGCAGCCCUGGCUGACCACGGUGCUCACCACGCUGCACGCCGCCUGCCUCUCCCUGCCGCUCACCUUGCGCGUGCGGCCGGACCUGGUGCUGUGUAACGGGCCGGGGACCUGCGUGCCCGUGUGCGCGGCGGCCGUGCUGCUGGGCGUGCUGGGCGUGAAGCGCGUGACCCUGGUCUACGUGGAGAGCCUGUGCCGUGUGGAGCACCUGUCGCUGACCGGCCGCCUGCUGCGCCCCUUCGCCGACUACUUCCUGGUGCAGUGGCCGGCGCUGAAGGCGAAGUACCCCUCGUCCGUGUACCUGGGCCGCAUCGUGUGACCGGGGCGCCUGCUCCGGCCACGCGCAGCCACGCUGCACACGCGUGGGGACGAGCCCGCGCCUUUGUGGUAGAGCAAGCAUGUCAGACUCUGCCCGGCUGAUGCGGGUUAUGUAAGAAACGUCUUAAUAACAAUCUUAACUGGCCUCAGCUGGUUUGGCUCAGUGGCUAGACUCGCAGGGGUCCUCAAACUUUUUAAAGUGGGGGCCAGAUCACGGUCCCUCAGAGAGCUGGAGGGCCGGACUAUAU
Pipistrellus kuhlii (Kuhl's pipistrelle) is the source of this 1203-nucleotide messenger RNA. It is a transcript of the gene ALG14, whose product is annotated as ALG14 UDP-N-acetylglucosaminyltransferase subunit. The record is from RefSeq and is a predicted model, not a curated record. The transcript is spliced from 5 exons. Gene Ontology annotation, cellular component: UDP-N-acetylglucosamine transferase complex. NCBI's taxonomy places the organism in Eukaryota, Metazoa, Chordata, Mammalia, Chiroptera, Vespertilionidae. Bases 384 to 956 code for a protein of 190 amino acids. Gene Ontology annotation, biological process: dolichol-linked oligosaccharide biosynthetic process.